Messenger RNA from Chrysochloris asiatica (Cape golden mole), 4329 nucleotides. RefSeq names its product AT-hook transcription factor (gene AKNA). The transcript has 22 exons. Bases 82 to 4329 code for a protein of 1415 amino acids. The record is from RefSeq and is a predicted model, not a curated record. Gene Ontology annotation, cellular component: centrosome. Lineage: Eukaryota; Metazoa; Chordata; Mammalia; Afrosoricida; Chrysochloridae. Gene Ontology annotation, biological process: epithelial to mesenchymal transition; neuroblast delamination; neuroblast division in subventricular zone.
CCAACUGUAACUUGGGCACCCAUAGCAACAGCUUCGCCUCCUGAGGAUGAAGUGGCCCAGGUGAAGUGUGGACCAGGCCCAAUGGCCAGCUCGGGGACUGAGGUCCACUGGGCUGAGCCGGGCCUGGGGAAAGGGCCCCGGCCCCGGCGGCGCUGGGCCUGGGCCGAGGAAGAGCAGGCAGCUGUUGGGAGUGGCUCCCAUGGCUGGGGAGAAGAAGGGCCCUUCCCCAGUGCCACCAGCCCAGAGCUCCUGGAAGACUUCCGCCUGGCCCAGCAGCGCCUACCGCCCCUGGAGUGGGAGCGGCAGACUAGUGGGCAUCAGGACUCCGAAUCUGGAGAGUCUGCAGAAGAGGAGAUUGAAGCAGAGGAUGUGGACAGUCCAGAAGAUUCCAACUUGCCUCUCUACUGGUUCCCUCAGCAGAAUUAUCAAUCGGACAUGACUGAAGAGGAGCCAGAUGAGGCCCUUGGAAGUCCUCAAGCUGUUGAGGAAGCUGGAGAGAGCUCCUCAUGGCUGGGGUAUGAGGCUGGCCUCAACUCAGAAGGCAAUGGUUCUGUGGCUUUGAGGCAAGGUCAGGCUAGAAGCUGGGUGGCCUCUGACAAUGAAAGCAGUGGAGAUAAGCUUCCAGAACAUUCUGAGGUCAACCCAUCUGUUGAGCUCUGCUCUGCAAGAUCCUGGAGCAGUGGGACUAUGAGCCUCGGCCACCCCAGUGACAUCCUUGAUUCUGCCUGGGAAGGAGAGACCCGUGUCCUCCAGCCCACUGCCCUGGCAGAAACCUUACCACAGAGUCCCAGCUGCCGCCUCCUAAAUCCAAAUGACAGAACUAGAGGAAGUGUUGCUCAGGCAACCCUCACAGAAUUCCGUGAUUCCUCUCCACCCUCACCCCACAGCCGCCAGUGUCGUGGAGAUGGAUGGAAAGAGACCACUAGCCUCACCCACCCUCAACCCAGAGACCAAUCUUGGAAGCGGACAAGGAUACCCCCUAAACCACUCCCUUCCCGAUUCACUGGCUCUGUCGGCCCCCUGAACCCUCAGCAUAGGCCAGCCCAGCAGGAUAGACUGCUCAGGCAGGGAGCCACACUGGCUGGCCGCUCUUCUCAUGCCUCCAAGUAUGGCCGGGGGCGGCUAAAUUACCCACUCCCUGAUUUCUCCAAGGUGGGACCCCGAGUGAGGUUCCCCAAAGAUGAGAGCUACCAACCCCCCAAGGCCAAGAGCCACAGCUGGCAGCCUCAGGGUGCUGCCCAGCCCCUGAUCUUCAAGUCACCUGCUGAGAUCGUGCGAGAGGUGCUGCUGAGCAGCGGGGAAGCCUCCUCAGCACAGGACUCACCUCUUUCACACCCCGUCACCAGGGUACCCCAAGAGUUCCAGACACCUGAACAAGCUACCAAGCUGGUCCAUCAGCUCCAGGAGGACUACCACAAGCUCCUCACCAAGUACGCUGAGGCCGAGAACACCAUUGACCAGCUGCGCCUUGGGGCCAAGGUGAACCUGUACGCAGAUCCACCCCAGCCCAGCCACAGUGUCCAUAUGGGAACAGUGUCACAGGGGACCAAGGUCUUGUCCUUCACCAUUCCACAACCUCGCACAGCAGAUUGGCGGCCCAGCCCCACCUCUGAGGUCUCUGAGGUCUCAGGAUGGCAGUCAGCCCAAGGAAAACUGAGUCCCUCCUCACCCACCAACACCCCCACCCCAGGGUGGCUUCCAGACAACCAGGGUGUCCCCAAAGACCAGCCCUCAACAGAGCAGACUCAGGCACUGGCAUCUCAGGCCAGGCGGUUCCUGGCUAAGGUGGAGUCCUUUGAAGACCUAGUGCGUUCAGGGCGGCUCACACCACAGGACCAACUCAAGGGCUUCCAGCGGCUCAAGUCUGCCCAUGCGGCCCUGGAGGAGGAGUACCUGAAAGCCCACAAAGACCAGCACCUGGAUCAGCAGCCGGCCAGCUCCCAGGGAACAUCUGGGAAAUUUGAUCCUGGCAGAGAGCUGGAGGCAGAGAUAUUCCAACUGGGAAUUCGCCUGGAAGAGUUCAAGGACCACGUGGACCAGCACCAGCAGGAACCUGAGCGAAUAGGCUCAGACUUGGCUCUGGACAGUCCUCCAGCCUUGCCUUCCCCUGGCCAGCCAAUGGGUUUGCCCUCUCCUUCCGGACAUGGGCCCACACCAGCCAUCCAGCCUCCCUACCCUGAGCCGGACACCACUGGAGCUGGCCCUUGCUCUUUGCACCUGGACAUGGAGCUCAACUCCAUCAGCAGUGAGGUGGAGGGCAGGCCACGGGAGCUCCCAGCCUCGCUCGGGCACAAGGAACUGCAGGUGGAACAAGAUUUCCAUGGUCUCCUGGAGCGUUAUGUCAGUGUGAAGUCCCUUCCAGAAGCUCUGAGGGUGGAGGAGGACGAGGUGGAGCAGGGGCUUGUUCUGGAAGUUGAUGGGCCAGCUCCAGGAAGAGGAGAGACCACCAAACUCAUCCCGAGGCAGGUCCCGAGACAGGCUGAGAGAAGUCCCAGUGUGCGCCGCAAGGAGACUGUGGAGCAGAUGGUGUCUGUGAAGUCAUCAGGCUUGCCGACCUCUGUGGCCAGAGACGGGUGCCUGCCAGGCAUGGGCAAGGCCAAGGCAGCCCCUCUAGGCCCUGGCAUACCACACCCGCCUCAAGGCACCAAGUCUGCAGCAUCCCACCAGAGCAGCCUGACCAGCUUGGCAGGAAGUGGCAUCUCUGAACACCUUCCACAGAAGUCUUUCCGCCAAGCUGGCGGGUCCCACAUAGAGGAGCCCUGGAUGGCAUCCCCGGAGACAGACAGUGGCUUUGUGGGCUCAGAAACCAGCAGAGUGUCACCUGUCACCCAGACCCCAGAGCACCGGCUCUCUCACAUCAGCACCCCAGGCACAUCAGCGCAGCAAUUCACUGCACCUGUACCCCAGGAUGGAGCCUCCCAUGCUCAGGCCAGGGGUCCUACGGGCCCCAGAACAGCCGCUGAGCCCAGUACUCCCAGGAGCCGAGCCCACCGGCACCUCUCCAGCCCAGACAGUCCUGUCCAGCAGAGGGCACCCAGCUUUCGCCUGGGGCGCACAUUCACAGCAGAGAUGGCAGUCCCUUCCUCGGAGUUCAAGGGGCGAAAACUGAUUUCUGAGAAGCUCCUCCCAAGCAGAGCAGUCAGCCCACACCCCACCUCGGCCCCCACAGCUGCCGCUCUGACACACGGGCCGACAGAGACCAACUCCAGCCUCCUCCUCACCAGGACAGGACGAGACCAGGCCAUCCGCGAGCUACAAGAGGAGGUGUCUCUUCUCCGCCUGCGGCUAGAGGACAGCCUGCACCGGCCACCCCAGGGCAGCCCCGCUCACUCAGCCUCCACCUCUGUCUCUGCCUCCACUUCCAACCGUCCCACCCGGGCCCGGGACCGGCCAGCUGAUUCCUCAGUCACCUGGGGCUUCCACUCUGGCAGUAAAUCCACAGAGAGGUUGUCUGCGGAGCCUGGAGGUGCAGAGCAAGCCGUCCUCACAGGGAGGCGACGGGCCAGGUCCUCCUCGGUGCCUCGGGAGGUGCCCCAGCUGUCCCUGACCUCUGAAUCUGAGCCAGCCUCCCCCCGCAUCCCUUCUGAGAAGAGUAGGGCCACCAAGGACAGUCCACAGGCAGCUCGGGACAGAAUAAGAGGAGGGGUCACCUUCCGGGGCCAUUACACAGGCCAGGAGUACCAUGUCCUAUCCCCCAAGACAGUCCAGAAAAGCAGUGACACAGUCUCCUGUCCCCACUGCUGGCCCAUUAGGAACCAGGACCAAGGCACUGCUGCCACUAGGGACACAUUGGGACCAUCUCCAACCGAUUCCCCCCGGUGUCCUGUGUGUCACCGAGUUGUGCUCCCUGCAGAGGGACAUGGCCAAGACACCACCACCUCUGGAGCAGAAAAGACCACCCCAAGGAAGAACACACCUUCCAAUUCCAGCCCCAAGCGGAGGAGCAAGCCAGCGGGGUCACCACUGUACUCAGCCCCCGGGCUGUGGUAUCUGGCUGCAGCACCGACAACACCAGCCCCUCCAGCCUUUGCCUGUGUCUCCUCAGUGCCUAUCCUGCAGUACCCACCAGCCACUGUGUACUAUGUGUCCCCAGGACCUACCUCAGCCCAAACAGCCUCAGAGUGGCCCCCUGCAGCCCCCUCCCGUCCGGCCUCCAGGCACCGGCACUCCAUCCAGCUAGAUCUGGCCGGCCUAGAGGAGCUCAACAAAGCUCUGAGCCGUGCUGUCCAGGCCGCCAAGAGUGUCCACAUCACCACCAAGCAGAUGAGCCGCUCCCUGUCUGCCGACCUGCGCCAGGCCCGCGGCCUGCGGGGCUCCUGCCUCUUCUGA